AUGCACAACCAUACCAAGACUGGCCAACGGAAGGUCUCUCCUCCCGGUCCGACUUUCAUGUCUAGCGAUCAAGUUGCAAACUAUUUGAAAGAUCUUCGAAGCAAUCGCCCAACUCGUCCUACGGGCUCUCGUCCAUACCCGGGUAAAGCAGCAGCAGCAACAUCAACAAGCAUUGUCCAAGAAGAUCUUCCUCCGCGCGCAGCUUCUGCUUUCUCGAUGCACAAUAUGCCUGACGAUGAUGUCGAAGACCCCCCUCGCGCUGGCAGUGCGCUCUCACAUCGUCGAACUUCCUCUCAUACUCAGCAAAAUGGCCCCGCCGGAGGACGUCCAUUAGCCCAAGAACCCCGCUCGGUCUCUGUUCGUAAGAAUGUUUUCCCAUCGCAAGUGUUUUCACGCUCGGUCCCGAUUGCUGCUUCGCCAGUGCCGUCUUAUCGUGAGAAUGGGCAGCGAACCCAGGAAAAAGAAGAGGCGCGUUCGCUACGCGAUGCACUGCAGGGAAUGGACUUGGAGGAUGAUACCCGCAUUCACGACGCAGCUCAAGAUGAGGCAACACAACUGGUCUGGAUGCAUCAAAACCCGGGAAUGGCCCAGAAGAAUCCCUACGCGCCGUAUCGCAACCCAGAUUCCACCAGACGAAAUCCCGUGAGAAAGAGCUCGGGCUCCUCCUCCAAGCAUCGCCAUUCAAUUGGCUCCAGUGGCUCUUCCAGUAACCCGUCAAGCCCAGAAUUUGCGGAUUCCAGUUCUUCCACGAGAAGACGAUCGUCACUAGCUGGAAACCCCAAAAAGAACCUCAAGGUCAAUUUCGCUCUCCCAGAAGAGCCUCCGGCACCGGCUCCCAAACCUCGCACUGUCAGUGGGGAUUCCUCAAAGGGAGUUUUCAGAAACCCCAAUGACCACAUUUAUGAAGAGCCCGCCAGUCCUAAUAAAGUACCUACCGAUACCCGACCCGAGUUCUCGAGGCCUGACUCCGCAGCAGCAUCUGAAAGUAAACCCCGCAACGCGUUUGCCCGCACCUCAAAGCCUCUUCCCUGGCUGCGGGAUCGAAAUAGUAAUGGCAGCGUGCGCGACAAAAUUUCUCGAUUUGAUAUUCACAAGAACCCACCCACCCAGUCUCGGAACGCGGGAUAUAUAAGAAACGAACCAACCCCGCCUCCAGAGCCGUCAAGCAAAGAAGAAAUUCCUACAAAGGAUGGUAUCGAGAUUCGCAGCGAUGAUAUCCGGGCAGCCACCAGCAAGAGGGUCAGUGACCGGAGUGUGAACCUUCCCAUGCCCUCUGCUGUCAGCGAUCGUGUCGGACGCCCAAUUGUGAGCUUUGAUCCAAAGUGGCAAGUAGGUAGCCAGCCAAAGACCAACCGCCAGUCCGACGGGGGCCAGCAGACAGCAUCUCCAGUCUCUACACCCCCUAUCCCUACAAUCGAGGUAGCACCUAGUAUUGAGGUGACACCCAGCGUUGAAGUGACCGCACCGCCUCCUAUUCCUGUUAUCAACGUACCGGAUAUCAAAGAGCCCUCUAUUGCGGAGGUGAGCCCCCCUACAAGGCAACAAAGCAUGCCCUCUAGACAAGCACCCCCGUCCACAGGUCGUCCAGUCCCGACGGCUCCAUUAAGACGACAUGCUACCGAGCCACAUGAUCGGUGCUACACCCCAUACAGCCGAUCUGGGGUGCCGACUGCACGCUGCGAGUCCUGCUCCAUGGGAAUCUCCGGAAAAAUCGUCACAGCCGGAGGUUGUCGAUUCCAUUCAGAGUGUUUCGUUUGCUAUCAUUGCCAGACAGCGCUGGAGUGUGUUGCAUUCUACGAAGAGCCUAACGCCAGCCGAGACGAACGCCUUGCCAGCUCACCAGAUGAAGACCGUUUACCCCGGUUCUAUUGCCAUUUAGAUUUCCACGAGCUCUUCAGUCCUCGUUGUAAGAGUUGCAAGACUCCAAUUGAGGGCGAGGUAGUGGUUGCUUGUGGUGCAGAAUGGCAUGUCGGCCACUUCUUCUGUGCCGAAUGCGGAGACCCCUUUAAUUCGACUACUCCGUUUGUUGAACGCGAUGGCUUUGCCUGGUGUCUCAAUUGUCAUUCUAAGCGUACUUCUUCCCGCUGCCAGGGCUGUAAGCAACAUGUUCUCGAUGAUGUUGUUAUUAAUGCUAUUGGCGGGCAGUGGCAUGAGCACUGCUUCGUCUGUCAUGAAUGUGGAGAUGGAUUCGGGCCCGAUGGCCGUUUCUUUGUCCGUGAGGGUGAACCCAGACGUACGGCCAAGGGUCGUAUCAUUGGUGGGCCUGUCCAGCUAGCUGUCUGUGAGCGAUGUGAGGGUAUUCGUCUGAAAGCACCCGGAAUGUGUUGA
Penicillium angulare is the source of this 2328-nucleotide messenger RNA. RefSeq names its product LIM domain protein. The record is from RefSeq and is a predicted model, not a curated record. Gene Ontology annotation, molecular function: transcription coregulator activity. The transcript is spliced from 3 exons. Gene Ontology annotation, cellular component: Z disc; nucleus. The coding region runs from base 1 to 2328 and encodes 775 amino acids. Lineage: Eukaryota; Fungi; Ascomycota; Eurotiomycetes; Eurotiales; Aspergillaceae.